Messenger RNA from Ostrea edulis (European flat oyster), 1404 nucleotides. RefSeq lists its product as uncharacterized. Lineage: Eukaryota; Metazoa; Mollusca; Bivalvia; Ostreida; Ostreidae. The transcript has 7 exons. Bases 131 to 1288 code for a protein of 385 amino acids. The record is from RefSeq and is a predicted model, not a curated record.
GCGUGUGUCAUCAAAUUUUCACGGUCCAUUGUUACACAGCACGACGCCGGGUAGAUAUAAAAGGAGUGCACGAGUGAGUGCGAGUAUUAGGAGACAACAGGUGACAGAAGUUACACCAAACAAGCGAAGCAUGGAGUUCUUGAAAGUCCUCGUGGUUUUGUUCGUAGUUUUUCACGGUUCACUCUCGAAGCCUAUUGGUUCUGAUGAUGAGCUACGUGUCAUUGUCGGACAACUAGAGAGACUCGUAGGAAGCUUACGGCGGCUUGUAGAUUAUGUGGAUAUGCCAGAGUACUCGAGUAUCGAACCAAGGAGCGAGUCUACACCAGAAUUCCCUGUCCCCGGCGCCAGAAUGUUGGGCAAGCUUCUGAGGCCACACUUCGCCAGUUUCCCAGUUGGACCAUACACAUUGGAGAUGCCUUUAACACAACAUGAUAUUGUGGAAAAAUUGAGCGCAUGGUACAGAAGUGACCAAGUGAUGUUCAGAGAACGGGCUUUCGGCAACAUUGCGGGGGAACUAUUGAAUGCCCAUUUCCAGUGCGCAACUACAAAACUCAACCAAAUAGUUUUCUAUGUUUUGAAGCAGAAAUCGCACGAAAUGACCAAUGAGCAGAAUAUGAACAUGCACGUGAGGGAGAUUCUAGAGAGCUCGUUUUUGGACACCGCCAAUGUGAAUAACGUCGUCCAGAGAAUUGUUUCGGCAGCGCAGUCAUACACAUACGGACAGGUCAUUGAUCAUCUUGGGCGUUUCCAGUUGCAAGAUAUUGAGGAAUUCCUAGGGAAAAUGAAAAUGCUCAUGAGGAGAGCUGAGCAGAAUAAAUGGUCCCCAGUCAUGUUCGAUGAAAAACUAAAUCACCUUUUGACAGACCAUGAAUUUGUCUUUAAAUGUCCGAGCAUGAACGAUCUAUGGCGAUUCCACCAAGAAAUUGCUAGCCGCUUUCAAGAAAGGUUUCCCGUUACCAAACCCCUAACUGAGACAGAAGCCUGGCUGACGGAAGUCCUUCCUACCUACAUGACUACAGACGCCACUCCCGCCAUUACUGCCAUCCUCAAAGUAUACACUGACUUCGUCAAGUCGGUUAUGUUUCACCUCAAGGAAGUAGAGAACCACAUGGGCACCGGAAAUACAGCUGACAUCACAAACUUCAUGUCUAAAUAUCUCGCACCACAUAAACUCCAAUAUCUUCAGUCCGUCUUUGAGAUCCUUAACAGCAACGUCAUCAAAAUCAAUACAGAAACUCUCCGGCCAUCCAACACUAGAUGUACAGAUUUCAACGGAAGAUGUGAAUGAGCCGGAUUUCUGGGAUAUCGACAAGUGAAAUACACAACCGUGUGAAAAAUCAUUGACCAUUUUCUAGUGCUUUCAGAAACUUCACAAUUGUGAAAAAUAAAAUAUCAAAUAAUAAA